This is a messenger RNA of Drosophila elegans, 1979 nucleotides long. RefSeq names its product damage-control phosphatase ARMT1. Gene Ontology annotation, molecular function: phosphatase activity. Gene Ontology annotation, cellular component: cytoplasm; nucleus. Bases 231 to 1679 code for a protein of 482 amino acids. NCBI's taxonomy places the organism in Eukaryota, Metazoa, Arthropoda, Insecta, Diptera, Drosophilidae. Gene Ontology annotation, biological process: DNA damage response. The transcript has a single exon. The record is from RefSeq and is a predicted model, not a curated record.
GUUUCCAAUAUGCUAAUUUUUUUUUUUUAAGACAUUCAAAUAAAGAAAUCUUACCAAUAAUAGGAUAUGUUUAAGCUUGUGAAACUAAAAAUGGUUUGUUAAGUACUUUGCUUUUCUCAUCAGAUUUUUGAAUAAAAUUCCAGGAGGCUUUUAGCCUUUUCCCUUUUUUAAUUCCUCUUUGGUAAAACAAUAAAAAAUUCACGGUGACUAGCCAAAUUGAAGACAUCACGAUGGGCUGGCGUGCUUCAAUGCGAUCGAAUAGGUCCACCGGUUCGGAUCUUUUGGAGGGGCCGAAUCCACGUCACUCCCUGCUAUCCGGAAGAUACAAGCAGAGCUUCGCCUAUUUGACGCUGCGAUCGCGAAUGCCUGGGAUUAUGCAGCAGAUCAUAAUGAGGGUGCACAGCGAUUUGCCGGAACUAGUGAACAAGUAUGGCGUGGAUGUGGGCAAGGAUGUGAAGCAGAUAGUGGAUGCCAUUGAGCGUCUGAAGAUGGAACUGAACCGGGAUCGGCAGUUUCUGCUCUUCCACGGAUCCGAGCCGGACAAGAGCGAAUGGAAUGCCUUUUUGACCGCGCUGCCACGCCCCAAAAAGACCUUCUUUCGCGCCUGUUGGCUGCACGCCGAGUGCUACCUGUACCGGCGCAUCUUCUCGUUCUUCGAGAACAGCCGCUUUCUGCACAACUACGACUACUUCGAUCAUCUGAAACAGGAGGACCUCAUGAUCAGCGACGUGGCCAUGAAGGUCUUGGCCCAAGCCACACGCGAUUUGCCCAAAAGUUUUGAGAAUUUCAGCAAGCUGGUAAGGAUAAAUCUGUGGGGCAAUCACUUCGAAAUGCAAAUGGGUGGUUAUCCCUUCGGGCCGGAAGACAGCCUGAAGGACAUUAAUGUCCUGGCUCGGGUGGCCAGCAUCGAUAAAAUCCUGCUGGUGAACGACUCGACGCUGGUGUGGAACUGUCUGCUGAAACCCGGUCAGAAUGGCACAGUGGACUACAUCUGCGACAACGGUGGCUUCGACUUCUUCACCGACAUGUUGCUGCUGGAGUACAUGGUCGAACAUAACCUGGCUACUCAGGUGAGGCUUCAUGUCAAGGCCAUUCCCUGGUACAUAUCGGAUCUCACGAGGGCGGAUGUCGAGUGGACAAUGGAUUACCUUGUCCGCCACGAAGACGAGUGCCUGUCGGCGGUGGGCAAAAAGUGGGCUCGCCUGAUGAGCAGCCAAAGAAUCGUGAUUGCACCCACUUCGUAUUUCUGGACAGGACCACAGCCCUAUUUCGUGAUGGUGGAAUCGGAUCUGGAACUGUAUCGCCUGCUCACCGACUCCACGCUGGCCAUUUUCAAGGGGGAUCUGAACUACAGAAAGCUGUUGGGCGACUACAUAUGGGACUCGGCGGAGGAGUUCAUCACCUGCCUGCGGGGCUUCAGACCCACGAAUAUCUGUGCCAUGCGCGCAGUCAAGUGCGAGGUGGUUUGCGGUCUGCCCGAGGGCAUGGCGGACAAACUCCUGCGCUCCGAUCACACGUGGAUGAUCUCCGGCAGCUACGGGUUGAUCCAGUACACCGACUCCCUGAAGUGUUCCUGCGCAUUGACGGGUGAAGAGAGCUCCGAUAAACCGGAACACUGGGGAGCUCUGGUACAGGCCAGUUCUGAGAGGUCUUCCACGGUGCUCACUCCUCUCCUUUGAAUUGGAAGCAAAUUUGUCAGUCGGCAAUCGAACGGCCUCGUUACUCCCACUUGGAAUCAAAUCCACUGCAAGUGCUACCCAACAAAACCCCCCAGGAUUGCUUCGCACCGACUUUGUUGCUGGCCAAUUGGCGAGUAACGAAUGACGUUGGCUUUAUGGAUGGGGCGCACAUGCGCAACCAUUUGUCCCAGCGACUCCCAAUUUGGAAAUGGAAAGUUGCCACAGUGGCAAAAGUUGCCAGAGGCAGCAAAAAAAAAUAUGAAAAUUAAAUAUGUGCUGAUUAAAUUGAUUGUUUUUCAA